Messenger RNA from Spinacia oleracea (spinach), 2078 nucleotides. RefSeq names its product protein NRT1/ PTR FAMILY 6.2. The transcript has 6 exons. Gene Ontology annotation, biological process: transmembrane transport; oligopeptide transport. The coding region runs from base 156 to 1910 and encodes 584 amino acids. Lineage: Eukaryota; Viridiplantae; Streptophyta; Magnoliopsida; Caryophyllales; Amaranthaceae. Gene Ontology annotation, molecular function: transmembrane transporter activity. Gene Ontology annotation, cellular component: membrane. The record is from RefSeq and is a predicted model, not a curated record.
GAAACCUCACAACCUAUCUUUAUUGUGAGUACAAGCACAUUCAAGCAACAAUUUUAGCUUCCAAAAACAAAAACGUGUUCUAUAAACACAAACAAAUUUAGCUUAAAUCUUAUAUUACGACACUUAUUUGGCUGUUGCAUCUAAGACUUGUUCAAAUGGAGGGAAAGAUGAGUUGGGCUGUUGCUGAUGCCCUUGAUUAUAAGGGUUCCCCUGCAGACCGGUCGAAAACUGGUGGUUGGGUGCCUGCUGCCCUUAUUUUAGGAAUCGAGAUGUGUGAAAGGCUAUCGACAAUGGGGAUAGCCGUGAACCUUGUGACGUACCUAGUAGGAACUAUGCACCUACCUAGUUCAACCUCAGCAAAUGUUGUCACUGAUUUCAUGGGAACUUCCUUCCUCCUCUGCCUUCUCGGAGGCUUUUUGGCUGAUUCCUUCCUAGGAAGAUUCAAAACUGUCGCAAUUUUCGCUGUUGUACAAACUUUGGGGACAGCAAUGCUAGCAAUCUCAACAAAAAUCCCCGAGCUUCGACCACCAUCUUGUGACCCAAACACGAACGAGCCUUGCCAAAAGGCAACAGACUUUCAAAUGGGAGUCUUAUACUUAGCCUUAUACUUGAUCGCCCUAGGGACAGGUGGUCUAAAAUCAAGUGUAUCAGGACUUGGUAGUGAUCAAUUCGACGAGAAAGAUGACAAGGAGAAGGCUCAAAUGACAGCCUUCUUUAGUAGGUUCUUCUUCUUCAUUAGCUUAGGGACUCUAAUGGCAGUGACCGUGCUCGUAUGGAUACAAGACGAGGUGGGAAGAAGUUGGGCAUAUGGGAUUUGCUCUGUUUCAAUGGGAAUUGCUAUAAUCAUACUUUUGAGUGGCAUGAAAAGAUAUAGGUACAAGAAGAGUAUGGGAAGUCCUAUUGUUCAUAUCUUCCAAGUUAUAUCGGCUGCUGCAAAGAAAUCUAAGAUGCAAUUGCCUUAUGAUGUUAAUUACUUGUAUGAGGAUUCUCCUGAAGGACAUAGGGUUCCUCACACUGAGCAAUUUGGGUGCUUGGACAAGGCAGCCAUAGUAGGUGAGGGUGACUUCGAGAACGUUCCCGGUGGCUCAGCCCCGAACCCAUGGAAGCUAUGCUCGGUGACUAAAGUCGAGGAAGUGAAGAUGAUGGCGAGAUUGCUACCUGUGUGGGCAACAACCAUAAUAUUCUGGACAACAUAUGCACAAAUGAUCACAUUUUCUGUAGAACAAGCUUUCACCAUGGAGAGAUCCCUUGGGAGUUUCCAAAUCCCUGCUGGAUCACUCACCGUGUUCUUCGUGGCCGCGAUUCUCAUCAGUUUAGGCGUCUACGACCGCGUAAUUGUGCCCCUUUGGAAGAAAUUCAAGGGCAAGCCAGGUUUCAGCAGCUUGCAAAGAAUAGCAAUAGGGCUAGUCCUCUCCACACUAGGGAUGGCAGCCGCGGCAUGGGUGGAGAAGAAGAGACUUUCAGUAGCAAUCGCAGUAGGAAGAGACGAACUAUCACUUCCCAUAAGUGUAUACUUGUUAAUCCCACAAUUCUUCCUAGUUGGUGCAGGAGAAGCCUUCAUCUAUACCGGACAACUCGAUUUCUUCAUAACUCAAGCACCCAAAAGCAUGAAAACAAUGAGCACUGGACUCUUCCUUACAACACUUUCUCUAGGAUUCUUCCUCAGCAGUUUCCUUGUGUCUGUUAUUAAGAAUGUCACCACGAACAGCAAGAGUGAAGGGUGGCUUGCCGAUGAUAUCAACUAUGGAAGGCUUGAUUACUUCUACUGGUUGUUGACUGUCUUAAGUUUUAUCAACUUUGUUGCGUUUAUGAUUUGUGCUAUUUGGUUUAAGCCGCCCACCAAGAAGAGUAACUCUAUUAGGGUUUCUAAUGCUAAUGGUUCAUAUGGUGGUGCUGAGGAGAGAUGCUAAGAGAAAAGGGCCAAAGAUUAUGCAAGUUUUAUGGUGUUUUUAAGUGGGUUUUUAUGUGAUACUAGCUUGGAGUUAAAUUUUUGAAACCCAUGUGUUUUACCUCCAAAUUAAAUCCCUAAUGUAUAGUUUUAAAUUAAUCAAAGUAAGCUUGGUUCUUGCCGUUCUAAA